AUGGGCGGUGAUACCAAGCCCCCGGAUGGGGAACCGCCUCCGCCGCAACGCCGCUUAUCCAAGAAGACGGCUGUAGUGAAGGAGGAAGUGAAGGAUCUCGUGACACCACCCGGGCCUCCCGCAAUGGGGGGUUCAAAGCCGUACGGGAACAUGAAAAGUGAGCUGGAAAUCCUACCGCACAAAGAGCAGUCAGAGGAAGGUGCAAGUCUCCAUACAGGAGAUAGAGAAGAGUCUGAAGACCCAGCAGUCGAAGACAAAACACGCAGCGAAAAUGAUGACGAAUCCAUGGGAUGGUCUGGGUCAGAGCCUCUAGUUUUUGACGACGUCAAGGUUGAACCGCUUACCUUCACGGAAAUGUUCGAAUACCUACGUUGUGAAACUGCUGGUAUGGAUCUUGACAAGGCUAUGGAAGUUGAGAGCGUGGCCGACUUAAUUCAAGAUCUAUUCGAACAAGUUUUUCUCGCUAGACCACGAGACCCCCUGCCACCGACACGGGCACGAUAUCCUGACCUAUCUAAGGGAGAAACUGAAAAGCUCCUGCACUACACAGAGGCAACAACUACGAACUAUGAUUCCCGUAAAUGGCGGGCGAGACUGGAAGGACUUGCUCGCUCCAUCUACAAAUCUAGACGAACACUAAGUGAAACGCUGUCAGCAGCCGAACAAGCAGUGAAAGCCAGGCCCGCGCCAGUAGCAAACCCGUGGGAACAGCGACUAUUUCCUCAAUCUACCGCGGAGUUUUUUCUUGGUCGAGGCAACGAUAAAAAUGAUUCCAAGAAGAAUGUGCACACGGAGAAAUUGGGAGCCGAGACGAAUCCUGAGCAACGUGCUAAGCAAGUAUGGGCUCGUCAGAUUGGAGUAGACGGAAUUCUUAACGAGCAACCACGUGAUCGUUACCAUAUUCGCCUCCUCAAUAUCUCUCGUUUCAUGGAUGAGGCAGCCAUUGAUAUGUUUUUGCAAGCGCACUUCAGCGGAACGUACACGACUUGGCAAGAGCCAUGCACGGGAUAUAACAAUGUGCUGCAGACGGAUACAUGGGACAUAUUCUUUAAGUGCCACACAUGUCCUCAAUUUUUGGACAGCAAACGAUUCAUCAACUGGAAUGGCACUAAGAUCCUCGUGCACCAUGUUACUGCUGGGUACCACCAGACACGAAACGCGAAACAACACCAUCGACACGGCAACAUGAAGAGGAAGGACGCGUGGGAAGAAACGAUGGAGGAAGUACAUGGCAAGAAGCCAAACGAGCAGAAAUCACGCCAAACCAGGAAGCUUCUAACACACCUCAGACAGACAAUCCUCGGGAUACUGGGGAGCGUUGACGACUGGAUUGAACACGGAUACGACGAAACCAUAGACCCUAAAGCAAAGAAGCUCACGCCAAAACAAACAGAGACCAAACUAAAGAAGUACUUCGAAGAAGUAGCCCGGUCAACUUCGAGAGUAGAAGCAACUAUACCAACUAAAUAUUGGGGAGUGGCAAGCACAGCUACAGAACAUGGGAUCCACGUCCAAAUUCAUGCCAAGUCCAUCCGCUACGGAAACAGAGACCAGCUCGAGCUGGACCCCAACUGA
Molecule: messenger RNA, 1575 nt
Organism: Phytophthora infestans T30-4
Lineage: Eukaryota; Oomycota; Peronosporomycetes; Peronosporales; Peronosporaceae
Exons: 6
Coding region: 1-1575 (524 amino acids)
Source: RefSeq, a predicted model, not a curated record